Panicum virgatum (switchgrass) is the source of this 2914-nucleotide messenger RNA. Its product is annotated as LRR receptor-like serine/threonine-protein kinase GSO2. The record is from RefSeq and is a predicted model, not a curated record. The transcript has a single exon. Bases 78 to 2837 code for a protein of 919 amino acids. Lineage: Eukaryota; Viridiplantae; Streptophyta; Magnoliopsida; Poales; Poaceae. Gene Ontology annotation, molecular function: receptor serine/threonine kinase binding.
UGUGCCGUGCUCGGGUCGGGCUAAUAUGGGCCGGGCUUCGGGCCCAUGGGUAUCGGGCCAAAUGGCCAUCUAUAGACAUGGCGAGACCAGCGGGGCGCCUCGCCCUCACCGUCACGUUCCUGCUCCUGCUGGCCACCGUCCCGGAAGCAAGCAACGCAGCGGCGACCUCGCACGCGCAGACCGACGCCCUCCUCGCGUGGAAGUCUAGCCUCGGCGACCCGCAUGCGCUCUCCACCUGGACGGACGCCACCGCGGCGUCCAUCUGCACCACCUGGCGCGGGGUCGCCUGCGACGCCGCCGGCCGCGUCGCGUCGCUCCGGCUCCGCGGCCUCAGCCUCGCCGGCGGCCUGGGCGCGCUCGACGCCGCCGCGUUCCCGGGCCUCGCCGCCCUCGACCUCAACGGCAACAACCUGGCCGGCCCCAUCCCGGCGUCGCUCUCCCGCUUGCGUGCGCUGGACACGCUCGACCUGGGCAGCAACGGGCUCGACGGCACCAUCCCGCCGCAGAUUGGCGACCUCUCCGGCCUCGUCGACCUCCGCCUCUACAACAACAACCUCGCCGGCGCCAUCCCGCACCAGCUGAGCAAGCUUCCCAAGAUCGUCCACCUCGACCUGGGCUCCAACUUCCUGACCAACCCGGACAAGUUCGACCCCAUGCCCACCGUCGCCUUCCUCUCGCUCUACCUCAACUACCUCAACGGCAGCUUCCCGGAGUUCGUGCUCCGCAGCGGCAACGUCACCUACCUCGACCUCUCGCAGAACGGGUACUCGGGCCCCAUACCGGACGUGCUGCCGGAGCGGCUGCCCAACCUGCGGUGGCUCAACCUGUCAGCCAACGCGUUCUCCGGUCGGAUCCCAGCGUCGCUCGCGCGGCUGACGAGUCUCCAGGACCUGCACGUCGGCGGCAACAACCUCACUGGCGGCGUCCCGGACUUCCUGGGGUCCAUGUCGCAGCUCAGGGUCCUUGAGCUCGGCGGCAACCCGCUAGGCGGGCCGCUCCCGCGGGUUCUUGGCCGGCUCAAGAUGCUGCAGCACCUCGACGUGAACAAUGCCGGGCUGGUCUCCACUCUUCCGCCGGAGCUCGGCAGCCUCACUAACCUCGAAUCCAUCGACCUCUCAGGUAACCAACUCUCCGGGAGCUUGCUAGCGUCAUUCGCUGGGAUGCAGAAGAUGCGUGAGUUCGGGGUAUCGUCCAACAAUCUUACCGGCGAGAUCCCAGGGAGGCUGUUCGCGAGCUGGCCGGAGCUCAUAUCCUUCGAAGUGCAGAGCAAUUCGCUGACCGGAAAGAUUCCGCCGGAGGUCGGCAAGGCGACGAAGCUGGAAUUCCUGUACCUAUUCAGCAACAACCUCACCGGCUCUAUCCCGCCGGAGCUCGGCGAGCUGGCGAACCUGACCGAACUGGAUUUGUCGGUGAACUCGCUCACCGGACCGAUACCCAGCUCGUUUGGCAGUCUCAAGCAGCUGGCGCUCUUCUUCAACGGGCUCACCGGCAAGAUCCCGCCGGAGAUCGGCAAUAUGACGGCGCUGCAAGUCUUGGACGUCAACACCAACCAUCUGGAAGGAGAGCUGCCUUCCACCAUCUCAUCGCUGAGGAACCUCCAGUACCUGGCAUUGUUCGACAACAAUUUGAGUGGCACAAUCCCAUCGGACUUCGGCGAAGGGCUGGCACUGACCGAUGUGAGCUUCGCCAACAACAGUUUCUCCGGAGAGCUGCCACGGAGACUCUGCGAAGGUCUCGCGCUGCAGAACUUCACGGCGAACCACAACAACUUCAGCGGCGAGCUGCCGCCGUGCCUACGGUACUGCACGGGCAUGUACCGCUUGCGAUUAGAUCAGAACAACUUCACCGGCGACUUGUCGGAGGCAUUCGGUGUCCAUCCCAGCUUGUACUAUUUGGACGUAUCAGGGAACCAAUUGACAGGAAGACUGUCAUUAGAUUGGUCACAAUACAGCAGUCUCAAUACUCUGAUCAUCAGGGGAAACCACAUAUCUGGCAAUAUUGGUGCGUCCUUCUGCAGUUUGUCUUCUCUGAUGUCAUUGGAUCUCUCAAAUAACCAACUGAGCGGGGAGCUCCCAGGUUGCUGGUGGAACUUGCAAUCUUUGGAAUUUAUGGAUGUGUCUGGCAACAUCUUUUCGGGUGAAUUCGCAGCCUCAGCAAGCUAUGAUUUGCCUCUACAGUCGCUUCAUAUUGAUAACAACAACUUCUUUGGAGUUUUUCCACCUAUCAUUCAGAAAUGCAAGGAGCUCAGGACCCUAGAUCUUGGGGAUAACAAUUUCUUUGGCAAUAUACCGUCUUGGAUUGGAACAAGCGUUCAGCUUAUAAGAGUUCUCAGGCUUCGAUCAAAUAAUAAUUUCAGUGGUAUUAUUCCUUCGGAACUAUCUCUACUUUCCGAUCUUCAUUUACUUGACAUGGCCAAUAAUAACUUUAUUGGAUCCAUACCGAGAUCAUUUGGCAACUUAUCAUCAAUGAAACAACCAGAAAAGGCUUCCAUGGAAUCUUUUCAAAAGCAUGAUAUCCAUUUGCAGCUUGCAUUGGUCCAAGAAAGCCGGGUUUCUGUGUUUUCAAGGAAGACUGAGCCUGAUCCCCAGAGCCCUAAGGAUCAGUAUCGAGAUAGGAUUAACAUAUUCUGGAAAGGCAAUGAACAAACUUUUCAGAGAACUAUUGAAUUUGUAACAGGUAUUGAUUUAUCAAACAAUUCAUUUUCUGAUGGCAUCCCGGAAGAGAUAGUUUACCUUCAAGGUCUCCGAUUUUUGAACUUGUCAAGAAACAAUCCAUCUGGCAGUAUUCCUGAAAGAAUUGGCAUGUUGAGUCUCUUGGAGUCACUUGUGUUAUAUUAGAAUCAACACAGUGCACGACCAAGAGGGAUCUCUUUCUCUUUUCUUUGUUCAAGUACAAGAUGUUUCUAGAUCUAGAA